CCGGAGUACACCAGUCACUGAGAGUUACAGUCGGGCUCGGGCCAAGUGGGGUAGAGUGCGCGUAAGUUCCGUACGUGUGCUAGUGCUUAGGCACGACCGUUUUAUUUUACAUCUGUCGAACGAAUAUUUUAAAACGAAUCUCGUAGCAUAGCAAGCAUUUCGUGCAUAUUUUUCUAAAUAUGAUAAGCACUGACGGUUACAAUAACGUGGAUCAAGGUUUUGACGGCGGCUAUAUGGAACAAGAAGAGGAAUGGGAGCGAGAGGGCCUUCUCGAUCCGGCCUGGGAAAAACAACAAAAAAAGACAUUUACAGCAUGGUGCAACAGCCAUUUGAGGAAGGCCGGCACCGGUAUAGAAAACAUAGAAGAAGACUUCCGUAACGGUCUGAAACUCAUGUUGCUGUUAGAAGUAAUAUCAGGAGAGACACUGCCCAAGCCCGACCAUACUAGCAAGUCAAUUGAUACUAGACGUUACAGUACGUGUUCUUACAUUUUUGCAGAAAUCGUUGAUGGCAACCUAAAAAUGACCCUCGGUAUGAUAUGGACCAUCAUCCUUCGAUUCGCCAUUCAGGAUAUCUCCGUCGAGGAGAUGACAGCCAAAGAAGGUCUCCUGUUAUGGUGUCAACGCAAGACUGCCCCCUACAAAAAUGUCAACGUUCAAAACUUCCAUCUCUCCUUUAAAGACGGUCUGGCCUUUUGCGCUCUCAUCCAUCGUCACCGUCCAGAUCUCAUCGACUACAACAAAUUGUCUAAAGAUAAUCCUCUCGAAAACCUCAAUACCGCCUUUGAUGUUGCCGAGAAGUAUCUCGACAUUCCAAGGAUGUUGGAUCCUGAUGAUUUGAUCAACACUCCUAAACCUGAUGAGCGUGCUAUCAUGACCUACGUGUCAUGUUAUUACCACGCUUUCCAAGGGGCCCAACAGGCCGAAACUGCCGCAAACAGAAUCUGCAAAGUUCUCAAAGUCAACCAAGAAAAUGAACGUUUAAUGGAGGAAUAUGAACGUUUGGCUAGCGAUCUUUUGGAAUGGAUUCGCCGCACCAUGCCUUGGUUGAAUUCCCGUCAAACCGACAAUUCCUUAGCCGGCGUCCAGAAAAAAUUGGAAGAAUAUCGCACCUAUCGUCGCAAACACAAACCACCACGCGUCGAACAGAAAGCUAAAUUGGAGACCAACUUCAACACUCUUCAGACCAAGUUGAGACUGUCCAACAGACCCGCAUACAUGCCAACCGAAGGUAAAAUGGUUUCGGACAUCGCUAACGCUUGGAAAGGUCUGGAACACGCCGAAAAAUCUUUCGAAGAAUGGCUGCUGUCGGAGAUGAUGCGUCUCGAACGUUUGGAACAUUUGGCGCAGAAAUUCAAACACAAAGCCGAUGCGCACGAGGAAUGGACCCGCGGCAAAGAAGAAAUGUUGCAAAGCCAGGACUUUAGGCAGUGUCGUCUAAACGAAUUGAAGGCUUUGAAAAAGAAGCACGAGGCUUUCGAAUCUGAUUUAGCUGCUCAUCAAGAUCGCGUUGAACAAAUUGCAGCUAUCGCACAGGAACUAAAUACAUUAGAAUACCACGAUAGCGCUAGUGUAAACGCGAGAUGUCAACGCAUAUGCGAUCAGUGGGACAGAUUAGGAGCUCUAACUCAACGCAGACGUCAAGCUCUCGACGAGGCGGAAAGAAUCUUGGAGAAAAUCGACAUCCUCCAUUUGGAAUUCGCCAAACGCGCCGCACCUUUCAACAACUGGUUGGACGGCACAAGAGAAGACUUGGUAGACAUCUUUAUCGUUCACACCGUCGAAGAAAUACAAGGUCUGAUUGAUGCGCAUCAUCACUUCAAGGCAACAUUAGGAGAGGCUGACAAAGAAUACCAAAGCAUCGUAGGACUCGUAAGAGAAGUAGAAUCUAUUGUUAAGCAACAUCAAGUACCUGGGGGAUUAGAAAAUCCCUACACUACUCUUACAGCUCACGUAAGCAACGGUUUGAUUUUUAAACCAUCCACUAUCAUCAUACCAAAUCAUUUCAUCUCGCAGAUCAUCCUUCACAAGAUUUUUAACAUUUCUUUUUUUAUUAAUGAUAAAAUUUUAAUUUGUUUUGUGCUAAAUAAGGAAGGAUUUGGUUGUGACUUAGAGGAUUUGACCAGGAAAUGGGGAGAAGUUAGGCAAUUGGUACCCCAGAGAGACGCCACACUACAAGCGGAACUUAGAAAACAACAAAAUAACGAAAUGCUUAGACGUCAAUUCGCUGAGAAGGCAAACGCCGUCGGACCUUGGAUCGAACGUCAAUUGGACGCCGUCACCGCGAUCGGUAUGGGACUCCACGGAACGCUCGAAGAUCAAUUGCACAGACUUAAAGAAUACGAACAGGGCGUAUACGCCUACAAGCCGCACAUCGAAGAAUUGGAAAAGAUCCAUCAAGCUGUACAGGAGAGCAUGAUCUUCGAAAACAGAUAUACUCAAUACACCAUGGAAACUCUCCGCGUCGGUUGGGAACAACUCCUAACUUCAAUCAACCGUAAUAUCAACGAAGUCGAAAACCAGAUAUUGACCCGCGACUCCAAAGGCAUAACUCAAGAGCAGCUCAAUGAAUUCAGAUCGUCUUUCAACCACUUUGAUAAGAACCGAACGGGCAGAUUAACACCAGAAGAAUUUAAGUCGUGUCUCGUAUCUUUGGGAUACUCUAUUGGUAAAGACAGACAAGGCGAAAUAGAUUUCCAAAGGAUUUUGGCCGUUGUUGAUCCAAACAGCACUGGUUAUGUACACUUUGACGCUUUCUUAGAUUUCAUGACCAGGGAAAGCACAGACACCGACACUGCUGAACAAGUCAUUGAUAGUUUCCGUAUUCUAGCUGCAGAUAAGCCAUACAUUUUACCUGACGAAUUAAGAAGGGAACUUCCACCAGACCAAGCCGAAUACUGCAUUCAACGUAUGCCACCAUACAAGGGACCCGGCAGCGUCCCCGGAGCCCUGGAUUACAUGUCCUUCUCAACGGCUCUUUACGGAGAAUCAGAUCUUUAAACUCUUCAUUAAACGAAUAAAUAAUAACAACAAAAAAAAACACCUAUAUCGUACUCGAGGUGAUAUUAUCAAAAGCCAUAUUAGGGUUGUCGGAUAAAAAAAACUCCCUUUCUAUUUAAUUAAAAAAAAUGUUACAUAUAUUUAUUUUUCUUAAAAAAAAAGUUGGAAUAUCAAUUUGUAAUGCUAAGUCUACACAUAUCAAUCAGUUUUUUGGAUAUAACUUACUAAACGAGUUUGAUAUUGUCGAAAUAUUUAUGCAACAUACACCCAAAAUAUUGGUAACUUAUUAAUUUCAUUGAAAACUACUAAAGUUACGAGAUUUGGCAUUUAAAUUGGCUUUCAUCCGAUAAUUCCUUAUUGAAAAUUCAAUGAAUUUUAUUCGGAAAGUUUUGUUAUAUUGCGUACAUGUUGCAGCAAUUUUUACUCGUUUAGUGCCGAUGUCCAUUAGAAAACAGGCUUGCCAGCUAAACGACGCUUGAUCAAAUCAAGUCGAAAUUCGAAAUCGUCAUCGAAAAUACCUUUUCUCUUUUUUUUGGCUUCUUUUUAUCGUUUUUUCUAUCCAAUACAGCGGGUUCAAACGUGGUUCCGCUUCGUCUCAUCUCGUACCGCGACAGUUUUGACAUUACUCGACGCUGUUGCCGUGGUAACAACAACCAUAUUUGCUAUGGGAUCGUCUGCCGUUGCUACGGUAAUGAGUCGAAAUGAGGUCUGUACCGUUGCGGUUCGUUAAUCCCUUCGUUAGGUACUUUUUUUGCAAGUGCUCUCAGAUUAUCCAUAUAUUUAUUUAUUUACUUUGUAAGCUUGAAGUGUACAGAUAAUUUUAUUUUUAGUUAUAAAUGCUCUUUAUUACUUUUAGAUUUUUAAGCUCAACCUUAUCUAUUUUAGUUUAAAUGAAAAAGAAAAAAUAAUGCGGAAAAUGUAAUAAAGAGCUUUUAUUUGUUAUUAUAUUAUUAUUAUUUUUUUUUUUGGUUGGAGUUUAUUUAAUGUAAAAAUAAAGUAUUUGCCCAAAGUAUACUAACUUAUAUAUGAGUAUCAAAUAUUGAGAAAUAAACAUAUUUGAUUCGAAUAAUUUAUUUUUUCUAUUGGUUGCCAUAAAAAUUUGGAAAUAAAAAUCCGUAUUGGAAAGCAUAUCGUAUUUCAGGUAUAUCGAAUUUGACAAAUAUUGAAAUAAUUAAAUGUAUUUUGAUAUUAUUUCGCAUUCGAUACGAUAGCAAUUCGAUUUGUUUUUCAAUCAAAACGACAACUUUUCUUUCCUAAUUUUUGAUGCACCCGGUAUAUUAUCUUUGAUUGUGUAUUUUAGAAUUGAGCAGCUGAUGCUGUGAUGUGUAUGCAGUGCUAUAUAUAUAUACCUUAUAUUGAGAACUUUGUAAUUCUUAAUUUACGUCUAUAUUAAUAUAUGUAAUUUUAAAUUUUUCGUCAGUAUUUUUCUUGUAGAAGUUAGCCCAACAAAUCUACAGUUGAUUGAAUGUUAAAAUGACGUAAAAAUAUUGUCAUGUUGUAAAUGUGGCUGAAAAAGAUGGAGAUGUCAUACAGGUUUACGAUUGUAUUGAGUAAGUGGCACCACAAAGUGGAGCUUAUUUGAAGAUAGCAGUGGGGAUAGGAACGGUAAUGUAUUUCAAAAUUUUUAAGCCCUUUUAUCGAAUACUAGCUGACUCGACAGACGUUGUCCUGUCUUAACUAUGAAUAUUGAUUUCGAAUUGGUAUAAUUAACUGAAAAAAAUAUUUCAGAAACAAAGUGUUUAUUAUUGUAAUGCAAACACAACAAAAAAAGAAUUAGCGAAAUCGGUCCAGCCGUUUACGCGGGAUGCCCGUGACUAAGGGAAUUAGGGAUUCAUUUUUAUAUAUAUUCUUAAAUUUUCUAAUUUUCCGCGCAAUUUUCUUAAUUGUUUCUUUCAUAAGAACCUUCUUCUGACAAUAUCAAACACAUCAAAAAAAGAAUUAGCGAAAUCGGUCCAACCAUCCACGCGUGAUGGCGUGACCAAGGGAAAUAGGGAUUCAUUUUUAUAUAUAUAGAAAUUUUCUAAUUUUCCGCGCAAUUUUCCUAAUUUUUUCUUUCAUAAGAACCUUCUUCUGACAAUAACAAACACAACAAAAAAAGAAUUAGCGAAAUCGGUCCAGUCGUUCACGCGUGAUGGCGUGACCAAUGAAAAUAAGGGAUUCAUUUUUAUAUAUAGAUAUAUAUAGGAAAAAAAGAAGGGCUGUUUUUAGGGUUUUCCCGGAAAUUAUUCGAAUUUUUCUCGCUGUAAAAACCAUCCUUGGACUUCAAUGAACAUUUUAAAAAAAGAAUUGGUAAAAUUGGUCCAGGCGUUGUUGAGUUAUGCGCUUAUCAACACAUUUUGCGAUUCAUUUUUAUAUUAUAGAUUAUAACAUAAAGAGACGUCUCAUUUAACUUAAUUUUAGAUACACAAUUCCAGGCCCCGAUUUUUAUUUUUUUAAAUCUUCAUUACAAAAAAAUACAGUUAAAAUUUUGUUCUUUUACUCAAAUUUAUCAAUUACGGUUCAUUUUAGAGAAUGAUAUGGCAAAUCGCAAACGAAUUUUAAUUUAUUCCUUUGGCAGCAUUAAAUUAUUAAACUUAUCCUAAAAAUUCUAUAAUACAUAUUUAAAAUCACUCGUGAUUUAUGAGAAAAAACAAAUAUUUUUUAACACAAAACUAUUAAGAGCUCAAAGUAUCUCGAAAAAGUACACCAGUGUUAUUGAAAUAAAUAUACAUUCAAAUAGCACCAAUUUAAGCGUUAAAUUUUAAACUGUAACAACUUGUCAAUGAUCCCUUUUCCGAUAAUUAUUCCUUUAAUCUCAGAUCUAAAGCAAUAGUUUGCGAUUCAAUAGCGAUGACGUAAAAAAUGAGCCAAAAAAGUUGGUAAAAAUAGAUCAACGCUUAGUUUUUGAAUUAAAUGUCAGGUAAAUUCAAAUAAGUUUUAUUCGAGGUAAGUUCUACAGUGAAAAAGAUUUAUAAAUCAAAUAUUCAUUCGAUUGGCAGCACCUUCUUCAAUAUAAGCAUAUGGUGAUUCUUGUUCAUUAUUAUACAGGGUAACCAGUUUUUUAUUUUAAAACUUUAACGUUUGUAAUUAUUGUAAUCAACGAAUUAAUAUCAAAAUUAAAGAAAACAGUUCAAUAUGUUCAAAUUCGUAUCUGAUUUUGUAUGUGCAAAGAACCAUACUACGCACUGAUCUGAUCCAAAUAAAUUUAUGUUGAAUUAAAUAAAUUUUUAUUUUAUAUUUUAGGAGCAGUUUUUUAUUGUUAAGAAUGAGUUGUACCGACAUUAUAAUCAUUUACACAAAAUUCAUCGAAUUCUUUAAGAACCACUUAAGACGGUUUCAAAAACAACAGAAAUCGAAAUGAAAUUCUUACUAGAAGCAACUGAUGAAGGAUAUCUGCUUAGAUAAAGACCUACUUUAGGAUUUGAUAAUGGCCUUAUGUAUCAUCCAACUUGACCUAGAAUCUAGAAAAGUGAAAAAUUAAAUGAUUAAGAUGAUCUGUUAUGGGAACGACGUCACAAAAUUGCCCUAUGAUCCUUGCAAAAUAGCAGUACACAAAUCCAGGCUCAAGAUACAGUUCAAGAUACAUUUACAUGGAAAGAACUCAAUGAAGAUAGUUUUCGAAUCUUAAUCAUUUCAGAAAAGAAGUUGAAGCUCCAUCAACCAGCAGUAAAAUUCCUGGGCCAGUACCUAUGAGAGGAUGAUUUAUUCAGCUUUGAGAACACACAUCAGUUUACCCAGCUAUCUCUUCAUGUAAAUGACAUUGAAAAUCAAGCAUCAGGGUCAAAAAUGAAAUGUAGCAGCUUUUGUUUGUGAACUUGUUAAAGCCUUUAAAUAAAAUAAGUACCUUUAUAGAUAAUCUUGAAUAUUCAAAAGAACUAUAUAUGGUCAAUUUUGUUUCAUAUCGAGGGUCACAGUGCAGUACCUUGUUUAUUUUUUUUACAUGAUUAUAAGAAAAAUUAUAAAAACACCGUUUUUCAUCAAUUUUUCCAUUUUAUACUUGGGGAUUAUUACUUAGAGCCUAAAUAUCAAUAUAUUAUUGUCCAAAUUAAAUAGUUUAAAUUAUUUUGGGUAAAUAGCAAAUGUUGUUCUGUUCAUAUUGACUGUAAAUAACUAAAAUGCAAAAUAAAAACUUAACAAGGUCCCUGCACUGUGACCCUCGAUAUUGUUUUGUUGCCAGUAUUUAUUGAGUUUGUAUAUAAACAUUACAUUGAUUUUUAACGACAAUGCUAUUCUGUUAAAUAUAUCAUUUCUUUCUUAUUCUGUAAAUUAACAUAUUACAUUUGCUAGGAAAUAAUUAAUUUCAAUCUAUAGGCAAGUUUUUUUUUUUAAUCAUUUAAAAUUGUUUUGCUGUGACUCCUUUUAAUGAAAUAAUAUGAGUUUUUCUGCUUUAUUUAAAACUUUUGCAUUUAUGAAGUACUGAUAAGAUCAAACUUUCGACUCUAUUUUGUUUAUGUUGGCGUUUGCAUGUGCAGGAGAGGAAAGAAUGCCUGGUAUCGACGUUGCCAGUGACCGGAUUGUAGCUCACUACCGACUUUAAUUAUUCCUACGUCUUUACUGCAUCCUUUCUUUUUCUUGCAUGUCUGAAUGUCAUUAUUUACUAUUCACACAGAAAAAAAAACGUAAGGAGUUAUGUAUAAUUAUUAUUUAUGCUAUUAAAUUAUGUAUUUCUCAUAAAUAAACACAUCUUUAAUC
Psylliodes chrysocephalus is the source of this 7670-nucleotide messenger RNA. NCBI's taxonomy places the organism in Eukaryota, Metazoa, Arthropoda, Insecta, Coleoptera, Chrysomelidae. The record is from the annotation of a GenBank genome assembly.